AUGCUCCGUUCCUCCCUCCACAAAUCGGGCAGCUGCCUCUCAAGAGGUAUCUGCCCUCUCAGACGGUCAACAUGCUCCAUUGCUACUUUGAGAGCCUCCUCCGUCCCUUCAGUACGCCCGUCGAGGCUUCUUAUGUUGUCACAGCGCUUGCAAAGCCGGCAUUAUGCUGUGGCCGCAGAAGAGACCAACAAAGGCGUGGAUCCUAAUGACUCUUUUCUGCAAGGCAACACCGCGAACUAUAUAGACGAGAUGUAUAUGCAAUGGAAAAAGGAACCGUCAAGUGUCCACUUCUCCUGGCAAGUUUAUUUUCGAAAUAUGGAAGACGGAAACAUGCCCAUGUCGCAGGCUUUUCAACCUCCACCGACCAUAGUGCCGACUCCUGCGGGUGGCGUCCCACAAGCGAUGCCCGGUGCUGGGCUCUCGGCAAGUGAAGGCCCAGACGUGACCAACCAUCUCAAAGUACAACUCUUGGUGCGCGCUUACCAAGCGCGUGGACACCACAAGGCAAAGACCGACCCGUUAGGGAUACGCGGGGAAGCUGAAGCUUUCGGAUACCGUGAUCCAAAAGAGUUGAAGCUCGAUCACUAUCAAUUUACUGAGAAGGACCUCGAUACGGAAUUCGCACUGGGCCGCGGCAUUCUCCCUAGGUUCAAGAUUGAUGGCAGGGAGAAGAUGACAUUAAGAGAUAUCAUUAGCACAUGCGAGAGGUUAUACUGUGGCGCAUAUGGCGUGGAAUUCAUCCAUAUCCCCGAUAGGGACCAGUGCGACUGGAUCCGAAGUCGUACGGAAAUCCCUUCGCCAUACAAAUACUCGGUCGACGAUAAGCGUAGGAUAUUAGAUCGUUUGAUAUGGAGCUCGAGCUUUGAGAACUUCCUGGCAACUAAAUACCCAAAUGACAAACGGUUCGGACUGGAAGGUGGUGAAACGCUUGUCCCUGGAAUGAAGGCUUUGAUCGACCGUAGUGUUGACUACGGUGUCAAGGAUAUCGUUAUCGGCAUGCCUCAUCGUGGCAGACUCAACGUUCUGAGUAACGUGGUCCGAAAGCCAAAUGAGUCAAUCUUCAGCGAGUUUGGUGGCAGUGCUGAACCUUCCGACGAAGGCUCUGGGGAUGUCAAGUACCAUCUCGGCAUGAACUUUGAACGUCCCACUCCUUCUGGCAAGCGUGUGCAACUAUCGCUUGUAGCAAAUCCGUCGCAUCUUGAAGCCGAAGAUCCUGUAGUUCUGGGCAAAACCCGAGCCAUCCAACACUACAACAACGAUGAAAAGAAUUUUCUUUCGGCGAUGGGUGUCCUCUUACAUGGCGACGCUGCUUUUGCUGGUCAAGGUGUUGUGUACGAGACUAUGGGCUUUCAUGCCUUGCCUGCAUAUUCAACUGGAGGAACAAUCCAUAUGAUCAUCAACAAUCAGAUUGGCUUCACCACCGAUCCUCGAUUUGCCAGGUCUACCCCUUAUUGCUCUGACAUUGCAAAGGCAUUUGACGCCCCCGUCUUCCACGUCAAUGGUGAUGAUGUCGAAGCUGUCAAUUUCGUGUGUCAGAUGGCCGCAGAUUGGCGAGCUGAGUUCAAAAAGGAUGUCGUUGUGGAUAUCGUAUGCUACAGAAAACAAGGCCAUAACGAGACAGAUCAACCGUCUUUCACCCAGCCACUGAUGUAUCAGAGGAUCAAUGAGCAGAAGCCAGCUGUACAGAAGUACGAAGAGAAGCUUCUGAAGGAAAAGUCUUUCACAAAGGAUGACAUUGAGGAGCACAAGAAGUGGGUCUGGACGAUGUUGACCACUAGCUUCGAAUCUAGCAGAGACUAUCAGCCAACUUCAAAGGAAUGGCUUACGUCCGCCUGGAACGGAUUCAAAUCUCCUAAGGAGCUUGCAACGGAGAUCCUGCCACAUUUGCCAACCGGUGUUCCAGUAGAGGAACUGAAGCAUAUAGGAGAAAAGAUUAGCACUGCACCGGAAGGCUUCAACGUCCAUCGGAAUCUGAAGCGUAUCCUCGCAGGCAGGAAGAAGACUGUCGACGAAGGCAAAGCCAUUGACUGGUCUACGGCAGAAGCACUCGCAUUUGGUACACUUUGUGACGAGGGGCAUCACGUCAGAGUAUCGGGCCAAGAUGUAGAGCGCGGUACUUUCUCCCAGCGUCAUGCAGUGCUCCAUGACCAGGAGAGCGAGGAGACCUACACGCCACUGCAGCACAUCAGUGAGAAACAGGGUACCUUCAGAAUUACCAAUUCUUCCUUGAGCGAAUUUGGCGUCCUUGGUUUCGAAUACGGGUACUCACUUUCCUCGCCCAACGCUCUUGUCGUGUGGGAGGCUCAGUUUGGUGACUUCGCCAACAAUUGUCAAUGCAUUAUCGACCAGUUCGUCGCCUCAGGGGAAGUGAAAUGGAUGCAGCGUUCUGGUCUCGUCAUGUCCCUCCCUCACGGUUAUGAUGGGCAAGGCCCAGAGCAUUCUUCUGGCAGAAUGGAACGAUAUCUGCAGCUUUGCAACGAAGACCCGAGGAUUUUCCCCUCAGAAGCCAAGCUUGACCGCCAACAUCAGGACUGCAACAUGCAAAUCGCCUACAUGACUACACCGUCAAAUCUCUUCCACAUCCUCAGAAGGCAGAUGAACCGACAAUUCAGAAAACCUCUGAUCCUCUUCUUCUCCAAAUCCCUCCUCCGCCACCCUCUUGCACGCUCCCCCAUCGAAGACUUCACCGGCGAGUCGCACUUCCAAUGGAUCAUCCCCGACCCCGCUCAUAACGAUAAUUCCAUCCUCCCGCAUGACCAAAUCGACCGCGUAAUCCUCUGCUCCGGCCAAGUCUACGUCGCCCUCCACAAACACCGCGCCGAGCACAAACUAAACUCCACAGCCAUCACCCGCAUCGAGCAACUCAACCCCUUCCCCUGGGCGCAGCUCCGUGAGAAUCUAGAUAUCUAUCCCAACGCGAAGACGAUCGUGUGGGCGCAGGAAGAACCGUUGAAUGCGGGAGCGUGGAGUUUUACGCAGCCAAGGCUUGAGACGCUGUUGAAUGAGACGGAACAUCAUGAUCGGAAACAUGUGAUGUAUGCGGGGAGGAAUCCUAGCGCGAGUGUGGCGACGGGGUUAAAGGGGACGCAUAUGAAGGAGGAGAUGGAUAUGUUAAAUAUGGCAUUUGGGGUCGUGCAGGAGAAGUUGAAGGGGGAGUGA
Messenger RNA from Letharia columbiana, 3159 nucleotides. RefSeq lists its product as uncharacterized. The transcript is spliced from 3 exons. Gene Ontology annotation, cellular component: mitochondrion; oxoglutarate dehydrogenase complex. Lineage: Eukaryota; Fungi; Ascomycota; Lecanoromycetes; Lecanorales; Parmeliaceae. Gene Ontology annotation, biological process: tricarboxylic acid cycle. Bases 1 to 3159 code for a protein of 1052 amino acids. Gene Ontology annotation, molecular function: thiamine pyrophosphate binding; oxoglutarate dehydrogenase (succinyl-transferring) activity. The record is from RefSeq and is a predicted model, not a curated record.